AUGUCGCAUCAAUGCUUCGCCUACGUGGUGCUGGCUAGUCUCCUCUCAUCACAAGUUCUAGCUGCACCCACUGGUCGUCCUUCUGUUGUCGCAAGAUAUGCAGCUAUGUGUGACGACCCGGCUAUAUCCUGGGAUGAAAAGAAGGAUGUGCACUGCCCAAUCUGUGUCAUGGACAGCUUUCCGAUGGAAUUGUGGGACAAGUAUUGUGGCCCGACUAUGGCUCCUUCUGUCACUCACCAAUACGCCGCGGGCGUCUGGCGACGUGAUGAUGGAUCAGAAGGUGAGCUGGCAAGUGUCGUCGAAUCAGUGGCUGGGGGUCCCGUUGGUGACAGCGGGGAUAAUGAUGAAGACACCAAGCUUCAUGCUCUUCCUUACCUUAACCAUCCUAAGAAUCUUGUACCGGUUCUUCCUGAUACCGGCAAGCACAUUAGGCCUUUCCCCAUCGCCAUGCCGGUUCCUAUAGAGCCUCCGCAAAUUAUUAACCCAAGGCCUAUCUCUGAACUCAACCCAGGGUUUCCGACUGACGAUGAGGUGUACGUGACCAGCAAGCGUCGCAAUGUCCAAAGUAUCGAGCCUGUGGAUAAGGACUUUUCAGAACACCUGAUUACUAGUGGGCUUUGGGCUGAGCGUCAUCACAAGGCUGAUGGUGUUUACCGCCGCGAAGAUGCGCUUCCCAACACUGAGCCAGCAGUAUCCUCCCUGCCGGUCGAGGCCAUGACUGCAGAGGGUGAUGAAGACUUCCUUCCAAAAGAAACUGUGGCGGUUGUUUCCGAUCAGAAUCCGGAUGUCUCAGAGGAUCAAAUUGCAAUGAGUUUUGACAAGAUUGCCCACAAACCUGCUUCUAUAGUCUGGCGUAGGGAGGUCCCCCGUCCAGCCAACAAUUUCAGGCUAGGAUAUCCAUUACACCAUGGCAAUGGUCGCGCGCCCCUUCCCUUGAUCAAGAGCGUAAAGUCUAUUGGCAAGGAAUAUCAGAAACGGGAGGCAAGUCCCGUGCCCCCGCCAGAGUUCUUCGAGCACGGUCAUUCACCUUCAAAACCACUACCCCCUUUAAAACCCAACCAACCAAUUUCCAUUCCAUCCGAUGACUGGACCACCUACGAAGCCCUUCCCAUCGUCUCCCCCGAAUCCUCCCACAUUCCUGCCCGCCAAUCCCCCGGAGCAUCCGAACCCGGCCUCGGCGACGACUACGCCAAAUACGAGAAACAACGCAAAAAAGAAGAGAAAAGGAAGGCCAAGGAAGACAAGAAGAAAGCCAAAGACGAAGAAGUCUACUCCACCAAACCCCCACACGUAUGGUUCACCCCCGCCAUAACCCACAUGCAAGUCACCAACAUCCACCGUCGAGACGACGCAGAGCCGCAACAAACAACCGACAACCUCCUCCUCCCACUAGGUAAAAAACCAACAUGGAAAUACACUCUCCCCUGGUACACCCCCGCCGUAACCCACCCAGAAGCAAACGAUAUCCACCGCCGCGCAGGGACCCAGCAAGCCGACCUCGACUUUGCAGACGGCAAACGCCCCGUCUGGACUCCCGCGCUAACACACAUGAAAUGGCCAGAUAUCCAUCGUCGCGAGGAGAGGAUCAUAUGGACGAAUCAGCCGCCGACGGCGUCGAACCCUGCCAAGAUGCAUGGGAAGACGUGGGUUGUGUAG
This is a messenger RNA of Bipolaris sorokiniana ND90Pr, 1656 nucleotides long. RefSeq lists its product as uncharacterized. NCBI's taxonomy places the organism in Eukaryota, Fungi, Ascomycota, Dothideomycetes, Pleosporales, Pleosporaceae. The transcript has 3 exons. The record is from RefSeq and is a predicted model, not a curated record. The coding region runs from base 1 to 1656 and encodes 551 amino acids.